Molecule: messenger RNA, 2826 nt
Organism: Eutrema salsugineum
Lineage: Eukaryota; Viridiplantae; Streptophyta; Magnoliopsida; Brassicales; Brassicaceae
Product: protein phosphatase 2C 29
Exons: 4
Coding region: 91-2535 (814 amino acids)
Biological process (GO): protein dephosphorylation
Molecular function (GO): protein serine/threonine phosphatase activity
Source: RefSeq, a predicted model, not a curated record
AUCGCCGAGAAAACUUCUGUUGUUUUUUUUCUUUCUCUCGGAAGAUUUUCUCGGCAAUUUGAAAAAAAAAGAGUGUUGGAAUCAAAUGUGAUGGGAAGUGGAUUCUCCUCCGUCUUACCUUGCUUCAAUCAAGGUCACCGUAGCCGUCGCCAUCACUCAUCGAAGCGUCAGCCGUCGUCGGCGGCGCAUCAUCCGACUCAUUCCGAUCGGAUCGACUCUCUCUGUGAGCCGUUGGAUGAGACUCUAGGCCAUUCUUACUGCUACGUUCCGUCUUCUAAUCGCUUCAUCUCUCCGUUUCCUUCCGAUCGAUUCGUCUCUCCUUCUGGUUCCUUCCGGUUAUCUCUCUCUCAUGAACCGGGUCGGAUCCGAGCUUCCGGAUCAUCUGAGCAGCUCCACACCGGGUUUAGAGCGAUUUCCGGCGCCUCAGUCAGCGCCAACACCUCGAAUUCCAAAACUGUCCUUCAGCUCGAAGAUAUUUACGACGAUGCCACUGAGAGCACUUUCGGCGGCGGCGUGAGGAGCAGUGUCGUCAAUGCCAAUGGCUUCGAAGGAACGUCGUCGUUUAGCGCUCUUCCGCUUCAGCCCGUGCCUCUAGGUCCGGAUCGGUCGGGUCCUGUGGAACGUAGCGGCCUCUUCAUGUCGGGUCCGAUCGAGAGAGGCGCGACUUCAGGCCCGUUGGACCCUGCCGGAGAAAUUUCGAGAUCUAACUCCGCCGGCGUGCAUUUCUCGGCGCCGCUCGGUGGCGUGUACUCGAAGAAGAGACGGAAAAGGAAGAAGAGCCUUUCCUGGCACCCGAUUUUCGGGGAGAGGAAGCAACGGCCCUGGGUUCUUCCGGUGUCGAAUUUCGUCGUCGGUUCUAAGAGGGAAAACACUGUAAGACCCGACGGCGGCGGCGUUCUCGUCGAAGCUGCGGCACCGGCUGCCGGAGAAAAGGCAAGUGGCGGAAGCGAGAACGAUUUACAGUGGGCAUUGGGGAAAGCAGGAGAGGAUAGAGUGCAAUUAGCUGUUUUCGAGAAGCAAGGAUGGCUUUUCGCUGGGAUCUACGACGGUUUCAAUGGACCCGACGCUCCGGAAUUCCUGAUGGCUAAUCUUUAUCGAGCUGUUCAUAGUGAGUUACAGGGUUUGUUCUGGGAAUUGGAGGAAGAAGAAGAUGACAAUCCAACAGUAACAAAUUCGAAGGAUGAGAGUGGGUUAGAUAGUAGUACUCUAGAGUUAGAGCAACGAGGGAAAGUUGAGGCUGAAGCCGAUGAAUUGGCGAGUUCGAGCUGCCCAGCAACAGAGAAGGAAGAACACGAGAGAGGAAAGAGAUUGGCGUCUCCGUUAGAGGUGGUAGAAGUCAAGGAGAGGAAACGGCUAUGGGAGCUUCUUGCAGAGGCUCAAGCAGAAGAAGCGUUGGAUCUUUCAGGUUCUGACAGAUUUGCAUUCUCAGUGGACGAUGCUAUCAGUGCAGGCAAUGCCGUGUCUGUGGGAAGUAAGAGGUGGCUGCUUUUGUCGAAAUUGAAGCAGGGUUUAUCGAAACAGGGAAUUUCAGGGAGGAAGUUGUUCCCAUGGAAAUUUGGUGUGGAGGAAAAUGAAACGGAGGAGAUAGAUAACAUUAGAGUAGAAGAACCGGUUGAGAAGAGGAGGAAGAGACGAAAGACGGGUGCGGUUGAUCACGAGUUGGUUCUGAAGGCAAUGUCAAAUGGUCUCGAAGCCACGGAGCAAGCAUUCCUAGAAAUGACUGAUAAGGUUCUCGACACAAAUCCUGAGCUUGCACUGAUGGGUUCGUGCUUACUGGUUGCGCUGAUGAGAGAUGAUGAUGUGUAUAUAAUGAACAUAGGGGAUAGUAGGGCUCUUGUCGCACAAUAUCAGGUAGAAGAAGCGGGUGCGAGUGUGGAGACAGGAAGAGUAGAACAAAAAAGCAGUGAUUUAGACAACAGAGAGGAGGCUUCAGUUGUGGAUAAUAAGGAUACUACAGUGGACAAUGAAACAAGUGUGCAGCAAACGAAACUGGUUGCCCUGCAGCUAACAACAGAUCACAGCACGAGCAUCGAAGAUGAAGUAACAAGAAUAAAAAACGAGCACCCCGAUGACAGCCAUUGCAUAGUGAAUGAUAGAGUAAAAGGACGGCUUAAGGUGACGAGAGCGUUUGGAGCAGGGUUCUUGAAGCAGCCUAAAUUGAACGAUGCUUUACUGGAGAUGUUUCGAAAUGAAUACAUUGGUACGGAUCCAUACAUAUCAUGCACACCUUCCCUUCGUCACUACCGGCUAACAGAGAAUGAUCAGUUCAUGGUUCUAUCAUCUGAUGGAUUGUACCAAUACCUAAGCAAUGAGGAAGUUGUUUCUCUUGCCAUGGAGAAGUUCCCAGACGGAGAUCCUGCUCAACAUGUUAUACAGGAACUUCUAGUCCGUGCAGCCAAGAAAGCUGGAAUGGGUUUUCACGAGCUCCUGGAUAUCCCGCAAGGAGAUCGAAGAAAGUAUCACGACGAUUGUACUGUAUUAGUAAUAGCACUUGGAGGAAGUCGGAUCUGGAAGUCAUCAGGAAAGUACCUUUGAGACCACAAUUUGAGCCAACAUGAAAACUCGCCUUAUAGAGAUGAUAAGCCUCUUUUGAUUCAAUGCAUCAAAAGAUCAAAUGGGUGGCAUAAAACGUUACCAAGUUUUCUUGCUUUUUUUUGUUUCCUCUCAUGUUUCACUGUAGGAAUUUUUGGUCAGAUUAGGAGGGGGGGGGGGUUCUGUUUUUGUUUCUUUGUUGAAUAGGGUAGAGAUUGGAAUAGAGGUGGAACCAAAAAAAAAAGAAUAUGUAAUUUGGGUGAAGAGAAGUAGGGUGGGGACAAAAAGGGUAAU